AAGUAGCACAACAAUUGCAAUUUGCAAAUCGCAGGUCCAAGGAGAAGAUCGAUUCUCUGAUACGAUUUCUCCAAACAGUGCUUGAGAUUGGAGGAGGAGGAAGAAUAAGAUGGAGAUGAAAGUCGAAGAAGAUGAAGCGGGGAACCCGUUCCUGCGGUGGAAGAAGAGAAUAGGAGAGUUCGCAAAAUCCAGGGUCAUUUGAUUGGAUUUGGAAGUUGGAUUUGAAGGCAUAACAAUCCAUCAAAAUCCACAUUUUGUAAGAUCUUUAAAAAUCUAUCAAUUUUUGAAUACCAUCAUAUUUAGAAAGAUUUUUUAAAGUUUGAAUUGAAUAUACCCAGAUUUUAAAUGACUUUUUAAAUUCUGAAUUGAAUACCUACGGAAUUUCAAAAUCCAAAAAAAUCUAUCAGAAUCCGGAUUGAAUACACCUCCCUAAGUAAAAUGAUACUACAUAGUUUGGGGGCGGUUCAUGUGACAUUGACGAAUGAGAUGACUCGGGGGUUGUACAAUGCCCUGUUCGUAAAAUUGACAAUUCUUACUCCUCCAAAACACCCCACUCCGGUCGACCCGAACCCACUCUCACCCCUUUAAUUGCAUCAUUCAAAUUUAUUUGACUUUCGAGUUAAAAAAAUUAGUAAAUGAAAAAAUAAUUUUUAGAUGAAGAAUGUAGAAAACGUGGAGUGUUUUUUUAAAACUAGUUUGAACUUUGAAGUGUCUUUUAACUUACCGUAUGGCACUUAGAGCAUAAACCAAUUAGAACGUGCGGUGUAUCCUAGCAAUGGGCUGAUGGGGAGCCAAAUGAGUCAGUUUCGAAACGCAAAGCAAAGGGACAAUUUGGUUUUUUAAAAAUAUAUAAACCUAAAUAUCACUUCAGUGUUCAGACGCAUCAGUGCCGUAAGGCCCACAGCCUCUCCGCCGACCGGCCGCUGAAUCGGAGCUCUCUGCCGGUCCGCUCCCGCCGUACGCGCGCUCAGGAAAGUUUCGAUGGACUAUUUAGAUGACUUAUUUGAUGAGGGUGCACCAAAACCUGCAAGAAGGAUUGGCAGGUUUAAACCUAAGGCAAGGGCUCCUCCAGUAAAAACAGGGCCUGUUUCUGCACGUUCUCCACCCUCAUCACAGACCAUCCAGUUAGAUAACGAUGCUGGUAAAUAUGGAAGCACUGGUGUUCCCAAGGAUGGACAGCCAUCGGCUAAAGAUGUUGCAAAGUGUGUUGGACCUGUGGAGUCCUCUACUAAACAUAUGGAGGGAACAAUGAUCUUGCCAGAAAAAAAUAUAUGCUCAGAGAAAUCAGUAGGAGAGGUUGGAAUCCGUUGGUUUUUCUACAGACAGUGCAAACGCUCCAGAUAGUUCCAUUCCGUCUUCAGAGGCACCAAAUAUCCCUGAUGUUGAUAACUCUGAACAUUCUGCUGCUCAAGAUACAUUCAUUUCUUGUGGAGAACCUGCUGUUGCUACUUGUGAGGGACUCUCUCAGAUUGAUUGUAUAGAUCGAGGAACAGAGAAAAUGGAGACAUAUCCUUGCCUGGAAACUUCAGAUGAGCUCGAGCAAACUGCUCUCUCUGACAAGCGUACAGGAAAAUUUCGACCAAAGCCCAAGUUACAAGUGGUUGCUAAGGACUGCAAUAUUGGUGUUCCUAAUUCCAAUGCAAAAGAUUCAGAGUUUACUGACUAUGUGGGCAAAGAAAGACUUCCUACAUGUGACAACGACGACAAUGAUGUUAACGAUGUCUCACCUUCAGGAUUUGGUGAUGCUGCUCCCAUGCAAUAUGCAGCUGAAAUUCCAGCAAACGAGGAGAUGCCAAAUGCUGAUUUUCCAUCUGGCAGCCCCAGUAUAAAUGAGGAUGAGCCCAUUGAUGAGGAAUUUCAGGUGGAAGAUGAAUCCCGAAAGAAAAGAGCACAAAAACAAUCAAAGAAACAGGUGGAAAGUGCAGAUUUUCCAUCUGGCAGCCCCAAAAUAAAUGAGGAUGAGCACGUUGAUGAGGAAUUUCAGGUGGAAAAUGAAUCCCAAAAGAAGAAAGCACGAAAACAAUCAAAGAAACAGGUUGAAAAUGCUGAUUUUCCAUCUGGCAGCCCCAGAAUAAAUGAGGAUGAUCACGUUGAUGAGGAAUUUCAGGUGGAAAAUGAAUCCCGAAAGAAAAGAGCACGAAAACAAUCAAAGAAACAGGUGGAAAAUGCUGAUUUUCCAUCUGGCAGCCCCAAAAUAGAUGAGGAUGAGCACAUUGAUGAGGAAAUUCAGGUGGAAAAUGAAUCCCAAAAGAAAAGAGCACGGAAACAAUCAAAGAAAAAGACUGACAAUGAAGAAGAUCAAGAAAAUCCUAGUGUAAAGCGUAAAAAAACUAAAGAUAAAACAGAAAAGGUUACCAAAGAGAAACCCAAAAAGUUUGCUCACACAACUCGGCAAAAGAGGAGAACUCUGGACAAGGUUUUAUUGGAAACUCCAGAGGAUGAAAUUGAUUUUCGAAGAGUGCCUAUUAAGGAUUUAAUUUUGCUUGCAGAGCACAAGGAGCGUCUGGCGAAAAAUACCCCGGCAACAGCAUCACAGAUCCCACAAGUGAACCCGAGGGUUGAAGAGGAGGAUACAUUUUCGUUUCGUGAAGAUGAUGAUGCAGAAGCUUUUGGGGAGCAAGCAACUGAGGUGGAGGAUAGUACCAUCUACUUUAAUAAUCAAACCUACAUGGAAAGAACACCCAGAGUCCGAUGGUCAAAAGAGGACACUGAACUGUUCUAUGAGGCCAUUCGGCAAGUUGGCUCAAAUUUUUCCAUGAUACAACAACUCUUUCCUGGGCGGACACGCACACAGAUAAGGCUGAAGUAUAAAAAAGAAGAGCAGCAGCAUCCAUCCAGAAUUCUUGACGCUCUAACUACUCGUGCCAAUGAUCACUCCCACUUAGAGCAAAUAAUUAAGCGCUUGAAGGAAAUGGCAGCCGAGGAAAACCAAAAUGGCGAGGACUUUGAUGCUUCGGUUGACUUGGCAGGCGAAGAAGAGGGAGAAAAGGAAGAACCAGAGGUGGAGAAUAAUGAGGAAAAUGAAGUCCCAGAUACGGUGCCAGACGUUGUUACAGAAGAUCAAACUUGUGUGGAUGAUGAGGAAGAGGUCGAGGAAGAAGAUACAGAGGAAGAAUACACAUGUUUUUAUUGAUUAACCCAAAUUUCCACAACCCUUGGCUGGCUGCUUUUUUGCAGUUCAAAAAUGAAUUCAAGCCAAACCCCAAAAGGCCAUUUUCUGUGGUAUUUUUGAACACUUGUGAAUUUGGGACUGUCAUUUCAGUUCCUUUCAUUUUCUUAUCUCACUCUUUUCAUCAAUUCAGUAGGACUUGUCUUGACCGGAUAUGAUUGAUUUCAAUAUGACUAGAACAAAUUUUGAUCUUGUCU
Molecule: messenger RNA, 3366 nt
Organism: Cuscuta campestris
Lineage: Eukaryota; Viridiplantae; Streptophyta; Magnoliopsida; Solanales; Convolvulaceae
Source: the annotation of a GenBank genome assembly